Molecule: messenger RNA, 3558 nt
Organism: Dufourea novaeangliae
Lineage: Eukaryota; Metazoa; Arthropoda; Insecta; Hymenoptera; Halictidae
Exons: 9
Coding region: 1-3558 (1185 amino acids)
Source: RefSeq, a predicted model, not a curated record
AUGUCCCAGCCGCAAUUAACCACCGACCUGGACGUUCCGGAAAGUCCGCAACACCCUUGCCAAUGCUCCGCCAUGAGCAGUAUGGAUUCCAUGAGAGCGCAGAGGGACAGGACGGAGAGAAGCGUGGGUAGUACAAGAAUUUCCAACAGUCAAGAACUCCCUAGGGGUCUCGAGGCGUUGCAGAACGCUUUCGAGCCAAUAAGAAGACUGGAAAGUCCGCUAUCUCAUCAGGAAAGCCAACAGAUCAAUUUAGAGAACACAAGGAAUGUCGAUAUCAUGGAGCAUCAGACCGGGCUGUCGUCGAAUCCAAGAUCGAUGGAUAGUCAAGGGACGAUAUUGUCGAGACACGGUCACAGUAUCACGUGCAGCCCGAGGAACUUGGAUCUCUCUCGAAACUUGGCGUUCGAGGCCGCACGAAGAGUUCAGGAAUCCGGUGGCCUGCAGGAUAACCAACACAGCCUAACUUCCAGCCCUAGCCCUUUGUUGGAGUCUAGCACGGCCAUCCACGAAACAUCCUCGAAAGAUCUGGACAAGCAACUGGAGGAUCACCCGGGGUUAUCGCAAAAGCAAGCCGCCUCCGGCAAAGAUAAACUGAAGAAUAUUCAGCAGGUUCUGAAUCCUUAUCAGCAUCAUCACGAGUCAGCGGAACGAAACGUGCACGGACAUUUCCACGGGGAUGCCCACGCGCACGUGCACAAACACGCCGAGAAUUUCCGAACUAGCGGGAAUUUGGACGCUGGUGACGGCCUGAUGGGAUUUCAGCAACACCAACGGCAACACACUCAUCAUCAUCACGGGAACACGAAGUCCACGAAUGUGGGCCAUCAUCACGGACCUGGGACCGUGCAUCAUCCUCAUGGACCCCAAGGAAUGACGGGACAUCAUCAUGGAAACUUGGCACCCAGCCUCACCAGCCACGGUCAUGGAAAUUCUGUCCCGUUAAACAACUCCAGUUCGACAACGAUGGGUCACGGGGGUCAAGGGAACGUUGGCAAUCCAAGUGCGCAUCAUCAUCCCAAUCCGAUGUCUGCGUCCGCCACGAUGGGCCACAGGGCUUCACCGACGAGUCAUCAUCGGCUGGCCAGUGCUACCGGAUUGAGCAGUCAUUAUCCAACGAAUUCAGGCUUCUCUAGCGAUCAUCAUGGCACUUCCAGUGCAAUGAGUGGAGCGUCGUCCAAUUCGAGUAUGUUGAAUCACGGUGGUUCACCCGCGGUUCAUCGACACGUGGUGAACGUAAACAGUAGUCUAUCGACCACGCCGUUGACUGGUCAUCAUCAUGGAAGUUCGUCGGGGAGUUUAACCGGACACUCGAGCGUGAACCAUCAUCACGUUAGUUCCGGAAUAUCCUGCGAGUCCUCGUCAUCGAACGCGAACACGAGAACGCACAGUCGUUUGGAUCAUGUACACGAUCAUCAUCAUCAUUUGCAACAAUCGCUGCACGCCAACCACCCUGAUUCUCGACAACGAGAUCGUGCUCCUUCGAGCCUGGAACACCACAGUCAUCACCAUGGACAUAUUCACAGUCACGGGCAUCAGCAUCCGCAGAGCAACGAUACCAAAAACUCGUCCCUCAUCGGAGUCGAUUCGAUUCAGGUGUCCGCUCCUUCCAAGAGCAAAUGUCAAUGCCAUGUGAUGCAAACUGGAGGAAACAAAAGAGGACAAGAGGGUGAAAGCGAUGGCAGCGUUGAAGUGGCCACGAGAACGCAUCAACCGCCUGCGUUACCCCCUCGGCCACCCCCUAGACCGACCAGGCGAUACGAAACAACAUCUGCCAAUCAGUGCCACACCGGGGAAGGUGGUUGUUGCAAGAAGUACGUUGUCCUUUGUUGCCUUUGUGGCGGGCUGAGCGCUGCGGUCGGAAGUCUCUUUUUGGCGGUGCACGCGGUCCUUUCAGCCCACACGGCCAGCCUAGCACUCUUUGAGACUGUACCAUCUUACAUUCCUGGCAUAAUGUUAAUUUUAAUGGGCCUGUUCACGAUGCUGCUCGCAAGACGGAAGCAUAGAUACGGGCUUCUGAUGAAAGUCUGCGGUUCCGUUGGUGUGGUGUGCGCAUUGGUGUGCGUGCUCGUCACCGUGACGACCACAGUGAUACACAUGUCACGGUUGCAAGGUCUUCGAAAAUGCGUUUACACAGUGAAAGCCAGGUCGUGCACGUGUUACGGGUCCCCCGAAGGUGAUCCUGGGAUCCUUUUCGAAGGGACACCUCAUUGCGAGGCGGUUCACGGUGCCCUGCACGCUUGCCUGAGGGCCCUGUUCGGUGUUUCGGUCGCUGGAAUCCUCGCCUGCAUAUUCUCGUGCAUGCUGGUGUACCAGUUGUUGAGUCACGAGAAGAAGAAGAUGUAUUGGGAACAGUUGGAGCUCAGAUGCAGAUCUCUGUACGGCCAGGGAGGCACCGUGGGACCGCCGACUGGUUCCUGUGGAUGUUGCAACGACUGCGGUGGUGCUAGCCCGUGGUGGGCGCAGACACCGGGGAACCUGUACACACCGAAUCCUGAUCUGGCACCGUCCAGAAGAUGGCGACUUCCUUGGUCCAGAUCGAGAGGACCAGCCCCGAGUCCCGACUCAAAUUACGGCUUUCACACCCAAGCCAGACAAACGGAGGUGAACGUGGAGACGACAAACGGUCCUUACAGUGUUCUCAAUUCUCAGUCGAGCGGCCCAUACUCGGUUCUGAACACGCAAAACGGACCGUACACACCGAGCACAGCGUCUUACAGCGUUCUCGAGACUCCUGUGCCCAUGUGGGGUCCUCCUCCACCUUACAGCGAUCCGAACAGCCCAGCCAGAAGACCGCAAGUGGCUGAACAAAGGCCCAGGAUCGCGAAACGAAUAGAGAAUUUCGAGAACAACGAAGAUCAUCGGCCAAGACCAGCGAAACGUCCGUCUGACAAUUACGAGAACGCCGAAGAAAUAUCGAACAGCACCGAUCCAGAGGGCGGGAACGAGGGCACGAUGAAAAGCAGACGGAUCAGAAAGCCCCUGAAGGGUGUGGAGAACGGUGCGUUCCAGCAGGAACCGAAUACCGGACCAAAACAGUCGGAAAGUGAACUCUACUUCGGCGACGUGUCCUCGUGUUGCGGCCCCGAGAGCAGUUUCUACGAUCUGGCCGUCGAGAAAGAAGGAACCGAACAUUCGGAGGACGUGGACUAUCUGGCAGCCCGUUUAGGCAAACGACAACUAUCCAAGCGAUCCAGACUGCCUCUUCCGUUGCCGUCAGAAGGUGGUGACAUACCGUCUGAUAAUUAUGCGAACAGCGACGAACCGAGGAGCGGCAGAGGGCCAUUCCUAGCUCCAGACGCCCAGUACGAAGUGAUACAACAGGGUCGAUACUCGUAUUACGCGUCGAAGGACGACGAACAGCUUCCAGAAGGUCCUGCGACUUCAGGUUAUUUCAGAGAGGAGGAGACUGACAGAGGCAGAGAGUACAGAGAUUACAGGAGCAGCCAGGAAGAGGAAACGCCGCAGUGUUGUCUGAGCGACUCGACGACACUGGAUUCCGGCUGGCAGAGCGGUGAACAGCAACAGUCUGACGACAAUGUUCGACCGGUGAAUGUGUAA